UUUAAUCCAACUACGGCGGCCGGGAAGGGGAGAGGCAGGGCCUCGCCCUGCGGCCAGUGCCGGCUCCACCGACGAACUGCCCGGGAGGGGUGGAGUCAGCCUCCCCGCCCCCCGCAGGUCCCGCCCACGACCCCGCCCUUGCGUGAAGUCCGCGUGGUGAGUCUGGCGCAGGGCUGGCGGAUCCUCCCAAACAUGGUAGAGCCGGCGUUUGUGUUUGGGUUGGUGCUGCCUUUAAUCCUGCUGGCCGACACAAGUGCAGAUGAUGGUUUUCGCUUUGCUUCAUACAUCAAUAAUUACAUGGUGCUGCAGAAGGAGCCCGCGGGGGCCGUGAUCUGGGGCUAUGGCAUAUCCGGAGCCACAGUGGCAGUGACUCUGUGCCAAGAUGGAGAAGCCAUCAUGGAGAAGGUGACGAGUGUGAAAGCACAUUCUAACAGCUGGAUGGUGGUACUGGAUCCCAUGAAGCCUGGUGGACCUUAUGAGGUGGUGGCACAGCAGACUUGGGGAGGAAUGAACUUCACCCUGAGAGUUCACGAUGUCUUAUUUGGAGAUGUCUGGCUUUGCAGUGGGCAGAGUAACAUGCAGAUGACAGUUUCACAGAUACUCAAUGCCACCAGAGAGCUGUCUAACACUGAGGCCUAUCAGUCUGUCCGCAUCUUCUCUGUGUCACUCACCGAGGCAGAGCAGGAACUGGAGGACCUUGCCAAGGUUGACUUACAGUGGUCUAAGCCCACCUCAGAAAACCUAGGCCAUGGAGUUUUCAAGUACAUGUCAGCAGUGUGCUGGCUCUUUGGGCGUAACCUGUAUGACACGCUGCACCUUCCCAUUGGGCUGAUCUCCUCCUCAUGGGGUGGGACACCCAUUGAAGCCUGGUCAUCCGGAAGGUCACUGAGAGCCUGUGGUGUUCCUGCACGAGGUUUCACUCAGUCUGAUUCUAUAACUGGUCCCAGUAAGAACUCUGUUCUCUGGAAUGCCAUGAUCCAUCCACUGCACAAUAUGACUCUGAAAGGUGUGAUAUGGUACCAGGGGGAGUCCAAUACAGAUUUUAAUAGGGACCUAUACAGUUGCACAUUCCCCGCGCUCAUUGAUGACUGGCGUCAAACCUUCCACCAUGGCUCCCAGGGGCAGACAGAGCGUUUCUUCCCAUUUGGAUUUGUCCAGUUAUCUUCAUAUUUGUCUGCAACCUCAGAUGAUAAAUUUCCCCAGAUCCGCUGGCAUCAAACAGCAGACUUUGGCUAUGUCCCCAACCCGAGGAUGCCCAACACCUUCAUGGCAGUAGCAAUGGAUCUCUGUGACAGGACGUCCCCUUAUGGCAGCAUCCACCCUCGAGAUAAGCAGACCGUGGCCUAUAGGCUGCACCUGGGGGCCCGGGCUGUGGCUUAUGGGGAGAAGCUCAUCUUUCAAGGACCACUGCCGGAGAAGAUGGAGCUCUUAGCUGACAGGGGGCUGCUCAACCUCACGUACUCACAGCAAAUCCAGGUGGAGAGGCAGGACAAGAUAUUUGAGAUCUCAUGUUGCAGUGGCCAUCAGUGCAAGUGGCUCCCCGCCCCCAUGGGCACUUUCUCAGUGCAGACGCUGGCCCUGAAUGUCAGUUCUUGUCGCGACACUCCGACCGCGGUUCGCUACGCCUGGACCACGUGGCCUUGUGAAUAUAAGCGGUGCCCCCUGUACCACCCCAGCAGCGCCCUGCCGGCUCCUCCCUUCAUUGCCUUCAUGACAAACCGGAUUCCUGGACACCUCAGCAAGCUUGCUAAAUGAUUUAGCAGCAUUGUGAUCAUUCCCUUGGCCAUAAGUGGGGUCCUUUAGAUGUGGCCAUUUAGGUGUUGAAGUGAUGACAGCUAUAGCUUUCAAAGACAACUAACAGAAAAGCUGCACUGGACAGCUCCACGCUAGCACAUGGCUGUGUCCGUCCUCUGAAAUAGCUGAGCCAAUGCUGACAGGCAAGUGCUUGCCUUUCGUCCCCCAGUCUAGGUGUCUUACUGGACUAACUCCCAACUACGAAUGAACUUCAGUGUCAUUCACUUCUCUUGUGGAGAGCACAGCAUCUAACACUUUUGUCUACUUACAUCCAGAAUCGUGGAAACUCAUGGCUGGAAAGAAGUUCAAGGCCAUGUGGGCCGGCCCGUAUUUGUGUAUUCUUUACAAAACCUGGUAAGUGGUUACUGAAUCCCUGUGUAAAGUUUCUAAACACCCGAAGCUUUUUCUCACGUGGAACUGAACUCUUUCUAGCCAUUUGUGUUCUCCUUUAAGCCAAAGCCAGCUCUGGUCCUUCAGUCUAAUGAUAACAGGAAUGUUUGAAACCAACUGCAGCUGUGUGCCUGCAUUUGGGGACGUGCGGAGGGGCUGAGGCAGGGAGGGGGAGGCGCUGAGGGGCUGCUUUAAGGAAGGAGGAAAGGUGAGGUGGUGGGGUGGCCCAGGGAGGCACUCAGGCAGCCAGAACUGGGUGGAGAAACACAGGCUCUGAAAACAUGACUGUAGAGGUCACUGACAGGCAAACAGGUUAAGUAUAAAUCUCAGGGUUUUUAAGGUAAGAGGUUUACCUAUAAAAAGGAUAACCCAGAUGGAAGAAAAAAAGAGGCUGAAAAUAAAGCUACACAAUAAGCAUUUAGAAAAAUAAUCCAGAUGGGACAAAUGUGAAAGCGGGCUUCUAUGAGUACUGUUAAGAAUCCUAAUGCAAAGAGAAAAAAAAAAAAAAAACCCUAACACUGCUUAUUGGUUAAAAACAGCGAAUGGCACUUGACAACUGUGUCCUCUAUUAGAAUCUGGAAAUAAACGAUAACCAUUAGUGACGUGUAAACACUUAUACCCCGCCAAAACUCAGUUAGGAACAGGCUUGUAAAUUGUCCUUUGAAGCCUGAGGAAGGAGUAAGAUUUAUUUGAGUAGCUUCCACUCCUUAAUGGCAAAAAUAAGAACUAAAGUAAUCAGCGCCUGACCCCACGGGGUCUUGGUGCUGCUCGGCACAGCAGGAAUAGCUGUCAGUGCCAGGAUUUAUUUUAGUAAAAAAACAACACAACUAUGCAGGAUACAAAGAACUUUGGCUCCUCUGAGGACUGCCUAGGGUACAAUUAACUCCGAACACCCGUACUUGGACCUCACGUGCAUGUGGCCCAAGGGGGUCCACGAGCCUGGGAACAGGGAACCGAGACUGCAGGGAAGUAAAUCUCCCGUCCGCCCUUCCCCUGCACCAACACACAUUCACUCGUGGGCUGUUCUAACUUGCGGGCAGCUGGACGUGGUCAGGAACCCAGACCCAGGCUCCUUUCUCCCCCAGGAACCUAGUGCAGAGUGGGCAAUGUUAGAUUUAGGUGGUGGGUAUACUAACAAAAAGUCAUGUGAAACUUCAUUUUCAAUGGCUGAAUGAUUUUAAACAUUCUGUGGGAAUUCAGUUAAUUUCCCAAAUGAAAAUUACUUUUUAGUAUUUAUAAAAUGAAAUUUAUAACUAUAGUAGAUUUGGAUAUGAACAAAAAGAAUAAACAAGUAAAGAUCACCCCAAAAUCCAUCUUUUGGCAAAAAACAUUUAAUAGUUUGGUAACAUUCACUUAAUUUGCUUGGGUAUAUUUUAUACACUAUAUGUCAUACUGUUUUGUAGUAUUUUUGACUAAUUCUAGUAAAAUAAUUUUCCUAUAUAAAUUGAAUAUAGUGUUUUAGUUUGUGGGAGCCCCAUACUUUAUUUAACCAAUUUUUCCGUUAGUGGACAGAUUUUUUCCAAAUUUUCCCUGUUAAAACAUGUACGGUGAUGAAUGUUACAUGCAAACAUCAUACUGUACUUCCUUCCUUAAGAUCAUUAAUGUGAAGUAACAAUUUUAAAGAUUAAACAGGUUUAAAAGUUU
This is a messenger RNA of Suricata suricatta (meerkat), 3828 nucleotides long. It is a transcript of the gene SIAE, whose product is annotated as sialic acid acetylesterase. Bases 193 to 1755 code for a protein of 520 amino acids. The transcript is spliced from 10 exons. Gene Ontology annotation, molecular function: sialate O-acetylesterase activity. The record is from RefSeq and is a predicted model, not a curated record. Gene Ontology annotation, biological process: carbohydrate metabolic process. NCBI's taxonomy places the organism in Eukaryota, Metazoa, Chordata, Mammalia, Carnivora, Herpestidae.